CCAGCCUCGCCUCGCCAGCCCCCCGAUUCAAGGCGCACACGCGCCCCGCCUGGGCGCACUCGCGCCACUGCCCGAGCUCGCUCGCGGGAGCACCCGCCGCGCCACCGCCACGCCAUGGCCGCGCGGUGCGGCCGCGGCGCGCUGCCGCUGGCCCUGGUGGCGAUCUCCGCGGCGCUCGUCACCUACAACGCGCUCCUCUCCUCCCGCUCCGGCCUCCUGCCCCUCACCUCCUCCUCCUCCUUCCCCACCGCCACCGCCUCGUCCUCCCGCCGCUUCGGCGCCGCGGGGUCGGCCGGGCGGCCGAGGCCGUUCCACACCGCGGUGACCGCGUCGGGGUCCGCGUACAACACGUGGCAGUGCCGCGUCAUGUACCACUGGUUCAAGGAAGCGCGCCGGGCGCCGGGCGGCGGCGAGAUGGGCGGGUUCACCAGGAUCCUGCACUCCGGGAAGCCCGACGAGUUCGUCGACGAGAUCCCCACCUUCGUCGCCGACCCGCUCGCCGAAGGGGAUCAGGGAUACAUUGUUCUGAAUAGGCCGUGGGCAUUUGUUCAGUGGCUUCAGAAGGCAGACAUAAAGGAAGAGUAUAUCUUGAUGGCAGAGCCUGAUCAUAUUAUUGUCAAGCCUAUCCCAAAUUUGUCAAGGGAUGGUCGCGCAGCAGCUUUCCCUUUCUUCUAUAUUGAGCCAGAGAAAAAUGAGAAAGUGUUGCGUAAGUUCUUCCCUGAAGACAAGGGGGCAAUCACUAAGAUUGACCCUAUAGGAAAUUCUCCUGUGAUAAUUGAGAAGGAAUCCCUUGCAAGGAUUGCACCUACAUGGAUGAAUAUUUCAAUUGCGAUGAAAAAAGAUCCUGACGCAGAUAAAGCUUUUGGCUGGGUUCUUGAAAUGUAUGGAUAUGCUGUAGCAUCUGCUAUUCAUGGAGUGGGCAACAUCUUACGCAAGGACUUUAUGAUUCAGCCACCUUGGGACUUGGAAGUUGGUGAUGCUUUUAUCAUACAUUAUACUUAUGGGUGUGAUUAUGACAAUGAGGGUAAACUGACUUAUGGCAAAAUUGGAGCAUGGAGGUUUGACAAGAGGCAGUACAUGGAGAAACCUCCACCUAGAAAUUUACCAUUACCUCCAGAUGGUUUACCUAACCGUAUACCUCAGAGUGUGGUUACACUUGUGAAAAUGGUCAAUGAAGCAACAUCCAGCAUACCGAACUGGGACUCUUAUGCAGCUGGUUGAGCUUUUACAGAUCUGGCUAGCCAAUUCAGUUUGCCAAAUGUUUCCAUGGUGGUACAUGAUCUUGCCGAACAUGGAAGCUGGGUGGCUGACAACCAUGGGAUGCAAUGAUAUAGAGGUUUACCAGGCUACUACCGGCUCCUGACCUUUCUGCCUGAAUUUUGCUGAGAAUGUCUGGCGCAGAGGCGCUGGUUCGUUUCUGUUAGGAGAAUUUUGUGGAGACAAAAAUGUAUGGUGACCAGUCUUUUCCAUUGAUCUCAAGAGUGCACCUAUAUAGGGAUUACAUGCUGCAGAUGUUACAUCUAACAUAAAUGUAAUGUUACAAAUUCCAUCUCUAACAGCUUAAUAAACAGCCUUAACAAUGGCUGUUACUGCAGCCUUAACAAUGGCUGUUUACUAUUGUCUUAACCAUGAGAUUCAUGGCCUCAAUUGUAACUGUUGUAUUGAUGAGAUCAAAUAAAGUUUUGUAACACUCCCCUUUUGAUCGAGU
Molecule: messenger RNA, 1708 nt
Organism: Panicum virgatum (switchgrass)
Lineage: Eukaryota; Viridiplantae; Streptophyta; Magnoliopsida; Poales; Poaceae
Product: hydroxyproline O-arabinosyltransferase 1-like
Exons: 8
Coding region: 115-1221 (368 amino acids)
Molecular function (GO): glycosyltransferase activity
Source: RefSeq, a predicted model, not a curated record